Messenger RNA from Rhizopus microsporus ATCC 52813, 829 nucleotides. RefSeq lists its product as uncharacterized. The transcript has 2 exons. Lineage: Eukaryota; Fungi; Mucoromycota; Mucoromycetes; Mucorales; Rhizopodaceae. The coding region runs from base 1 to 825 and encodes 274 amino acids. The record is from RefSeq and is a predicted model, not a curated record.
AUGAGAAAUCCCAGCUGGGAGUCAUGCUGCAGGCAAGGAUCAGUCCAGUUGCAACUAUUGCCUGAUACAUCUGAGUACUUGAAGGGCUUGCUCGAACGCACAGACACCCAAGGUCAUCACUUUAAAGACAACCUUCGUCAACAUAACGCUGCCUUUGCCUUUACUUCGUUGGGCUGCGAUAUUGUUUCCAACAACAAUAACAAUAGAGGUGGAUUAAAUGCCUUUCAAAUCCAUGGCGCACUUUGCCACCGUCAAGGCCCCUUGACUCUAGUUGAAGGCAGUGAGCCUUCCUACGCCCAGCUGUAUAUCUUUGAUCCAUGCUAUGCCGCUGAAAGAAGACAAGCACAAAACAACAACCUUGAUCCUGAGAUCGUUAGGGAGCUUUCGGUCAUGCUUGCUCAAUGUAACCCCUUUGCGCGUAUAUAUCGCCAUGCACACGAGAUAUUGAGCAACCAUGAGAGCAGCAACACUGUCAGUGAUGGUAAUGAUCAAAGAGAAGUUAAUGCGCCAUACAUCAGUAUCAGCCCAUCAAUGAGAAUGCGCUUAAUUGAAGGAAGCGACAGACGCACACACAACUUUCCAACAAUGGAAGGGAUUGCUGCUGUUAUACCAAUCGAAUAUAGUGACAGAAGUUUCCGUGAUAUUGUUCUUACCUUGAGAAGCAAUAGCAGUCUUCGUCAAAACACUGGAUCUGAGCAGCACUUUCAGAACAUUAUUCAGGCCCAUGCUGCAUACAUGCCAAGUCAUUAUUUACAUUUGUUUCUUCAUGAAAUAAAAAAUUGCCUUGCAUUAUCCGAGAAUAAAAUAAUUUGUAAACGAGAGUAAUGAG